This is a messenger RNA of Coregonus clupeaformis (lake whitefish), 3189 nucleotides long. Its product is annotated as hyaluronan and proteoglycan link protein 3. Bases 586 to 2262 code for a protein of 558 amino acids. NCBI's taxonomy places the organism in Eukaryota, Metazoa, Chordata, Actinopteri, Salmoniformes, Salmonidae. The record is from RefSeq and is a predicted model, not a curated record. The transcript has 8 exons. Gene Ontology annotation, molecular function: hyaluronic acid binding. Gene Ontology annotation, biological process: cell adhesion.
AACUCAGGAGGCAUUUAUAAGUUAUAUUCUUCAAUCAAUAGGUAUAUGUAAUUAAUUUAAAAGUAAAAAAAAAUGCAUGUAGCAAUCGCAGAAUGCCCCUUUAAUUAGAGACUGGAGAAAGUGACUCAAUUCAUGCAGUGUAUUAGAGCAUAUCCAUCAUUAUUUCUGCUGACCUGGCAAUUAUGCAUUGGCUCCGUUUAUAAUGAAAGCAAAUGGUCAUAUUUGGAACGGUGGAUCGGUUUUCGUUCGUUUUUAAUAAAUUCACACAACAGUAAAUUAUUACUCAAGGUUUUUGGGAGACCUUGUAGAUUAUUUUCAUGUAUAUUUUUGAAGCCAAGUGCUUGGAUAUGGUUUUUGCGUCAUCAUUGCGGUCAGAAUCCACAGUGUCAAUGUAACCACAGGCGGGUACCUUUUCUGAAGACCGUCCAAGAACUCCGCAUACGUACACAUCUUUUUUUCUGCUGAACAUCCAUAAGAAGGAGCUGCAUCUCUCCCUUUCCUUUGAUAUAAUAUUUUGGGGCUUAAUAAAAAACUCGAAGAAAAGUCAGGCGGCAUUGUACCAGCUAGUUGUGAAACUUGACCAGGAUGAUGGUGGCUCACCCUCGCCCCCUGUUGGUGAUGUUGCUGCAGCUGCUCCUCUCCUGCUUGCCCACCCUCGGCUACUCCUCCAACAGAUUCUUCUACCAAGACAUUCUCAACGGAAAUGGCAAUGGAGAGAUCCACUUUAACGGUGUAAAGCUCCACGUGGACUCCUCCCAGCCCUCUGUGUUCGCUUUCCGGGGGAGUAACGCCACCCUAUCCUGCCGAUACUGGUACGAGCCAGAGUUGAGCUCCCCCAGGAGGGUGCGGGUGAAGUGGUCGUGGCUGCCCGUCGUGGGGGGCCAUGAGACGGACGUUCUGGUGGCCAUUGGGCCCCGCAUUCACAGCUUUGGGGAUUUCAGGAACCGGGUGCGUCUCAGAGAGGACUCGCCAGGAGAUGCUUCGCUGGUCAUGACUGAACUCCAGCUCAAUGACACGGGACGUUACCGCUGUGAGGUCAUCGACGGGCUGGAGGACGAGAGCGCCACCGUCAACCUCGAGCUACGAGGUGUGGUGUUUCCCUACCAGCCUCCUCACGGCCGCUACAACCUGACCUACCAUGAUGCCCAGCAAGUCUGUUGGGAGCAGGACUCCACUCUAGCCACAUUCGAGCAGCUGUUCCAGGCCUGGGAGGAGGGUCUGGACUGGUGCAACGCAGGCUGGCUGGCUGACGGGACAGUGCAGUACCCCAUCACCAAGCCCCGGAGCCCCUGUGGGGGGCUGGGCCUCGCCCCCGGGGUUAGGAGCUACGGUAGACGCCACCGCCACCUCCACCGAUACGACGUCUUCUGUUUCUCCUCCUCCCUCCGAGGGAAGGUCUACUACCUCCAGCACCCCCACAAGCUCAACCUCACUGAGGCCCAGCAGGCGUGCUUCGACGACGGGGCCCAGAUAGCCAAGGUGGGCCAGCUCUACGCCGCCUGGAGGUUCAUGGGCCUGGACCGCUGUGACGCCGGAUGGCUCGCUGACGGGAGCCUGCGCUACCCCAUCACCAACCCCCGCCGCAACUGUGGCCCCAUGGAACCAGGGGUGCGCAGCUUUGGGUUUGCCCCACCACACCACAAGCACGGAGUGUACUGCUACAGUGCAGUUGUGGUGUUUCCCUACCAGUCUCCUCACGGCCGCUACAACCUGACCUACCAUGAUGCCCAGCAAGUCUGCGAGGAGCAGGACUCCACUCUGGCCACCUUCGAGCAGCUGUUGCAGGCCUGGAAGGAGGGUCUGAACUGGUGCAACGCAGGCUGGCUGGCUGACGGGACAGUGCAGUACCCCAUCACCAAGCCCCGAAGGCCCUGUGGGGGGCUGGGCCUCGUCCCCGGGGUUAGGAGUUAUGGUAGACGCCACCGCCACCUCCACCGCUACGACGUCUUCUGCUCCUCCUCCCCCCUCCGAGGGAAGGUCUACCACCUCCAGCACCCCCACAAGCUCAACCUCACUGAGGCCCAGCAGGCGUGCUUCGACGACGGGGCCCAGAUAGCCAAGGUGGGCCAGCUCUACGCCGCCUGGAGGUUCAUGGGCCUGGACCGCUGUGAUGCCGGAUGGCUCGCCGACGGGAGCCUGCGCUACCCCAUCACCAACCCCAGCCGCAACUGUGGCCCCCUGGAACCAGGGGUGCGCAGCUUUGGGUUCCCCCCUCCAUACCAGAAGCAUGGGGUGUACUGCUACAGUGCAGGUAUGCCGUAAAUCUGAUAUAUGUGAAAAAUCUACAUACCACCAAUCUCACAUCUCUUCUAAUAUGGUAACAGAUCACAAUCCACAAAUGAAUAGGUUUGUCUCAUGUAUAGAAAUGUAUAGGGUGCGAAGGUUGGGUUAUGGUGUGAAGUUGUGGUAUGGUUUGAGGAUUUCUAAUGUAGCUGGGGCAUGCUAACAACAAAUGGGAGAAUUAUCUAUCUGUACUUAGUGGCUAUACUAUGUUAACUAUGGUCCUCCUUGUGAGCAGCCUCCCUUGUGAUUUACACCAGCAGGUUAGCAGCACCAUGGUGAACAUGCAUGUCUCACACAGGGUCAACCACUCACUGCAUCUAGCCUGUGGUCAAUGAGAUCAGGAACAUUUGUCAUAGUCCACCAUUCAAGGACUUGAGAUUUCCUUGCUCAGUUUUUUUGUUGUAUUUGAUAGGGACAGAUAUAAUCGAGACAUUGAAUGAACAACAGUCAGAUGCAUUGCACCAUCAUACCUUAGCUAAUUUCCAGUGGUUGUCCUCAGAUUAUCAUUGAAGUACACUAAUUAGUAUUAAAACAUCUACAAGUUACACAGUUCUUCUGAUGUCAUGAGCCAGAUCUUUACUGUUGAUAGAUGUGUCACAGUGUUGUAUUAUAAUAUAAUGUAUGAAUACUAUACUUUCAUUUUGGACCAAUAAUGGUCAAAAAUUUUAGUACAUUAUGGACCCACCUAAAUCUUGCUGUAGCCUAUAAUGUGAUCUAUCAGUAAGUGUGAACGAACCUGUAGUUCAACCCGGACCUCAGCUUCAACUGUAAUAUUAUGCGUAUUGUUAGUUAAACUUCAUGUAUGGUAUGCAUUUACUGUUCUCUCUUUGUAAACAUUUUCCUGUACGACAUAGGAGCUGAUCUCAGCUGAUAUUUUUGUAAAAUAAAUUGUCUACCUUAAGAGGC